AUGGAGCUUAUGCAGCUGAGGCAAGGGGAUAUGACUGUUGCUGAGUAUGCUCGUAAUUUCGAUGACUUGUGUUGUUUCUCUAAGAUCUGCCAAGGGAAUCCUGCUGACUUUGAAGAAUGGAAGUGCUUGAAGUUUGAAGGAGGCCUUCGUGAUGAUCUGAUGAGUUCAAUAGUUUCGCUGGAGAUACGUAAUUUUGCCGAAUUAGUCAACAAGAGCAAGUUAGUGGAAGAAUGUAUUAAGAAAGUGACUGUGGCUAAAGUGAGUCGCCAAGGAUUUCCACCAAGGCGUCUUAGCAAUCAUCAGACAGCUGGGAGAAGGGUGCAUUUUAAAGCACGUGGCAUACGACAGUGUAAGAACCUACAAGUUGGUAGCAUUACUGAUCGCCGUAUGGGUAAGAAUGGAGGUCUUGCCAGUUCGGAUCACCUAACUGCUAUGCUUGUAGAGAACUUGGACAUAUUGCCAAGGAUUGUCCAAAGGGAUUUACUCGAAAUCCAGUUAGCACUCAACAACAAGGACGAGUGUUUGCUAUCACUAUUGACAAUGUUAUGCAAUCGAACACCCUCAUUCAAGGUCAGGCUAUGUCAAGAAUCGAUUUCUAACUGCUGGAGUGACUGUGAGGGAUACGUUCUGUUAGCGGCUAGCUUGAAUGAUAGUGAAUUAAGCUUAGAACGAAUCCAAAUGGUGAAAGAAUUUCCUGAUGUUUUCUUGGACGACAUACCUGAGUUUCUUCCUCAACAAGAGAUAAAAUUCAGCAUUGAUCUAGUACCUGGAACCGGACCGAUUUUCAUAGCACCGUACCGGAUGUCACCAUUGUUUGCAGAGCUGAAGAAGCUAUGA
Molecule: messenger RNA, 837 nt
Organism: Arachis stenosperma
Lineage: Eukaryota; Viridiplantae; Streptophyta; Magnoliopsida; Fabales; Fabaceae
Exons: 3
Coding region: 1-837 (278 amino acids)
Source: RefSeq, a predicted model, not a curated record